GACCGCUGGAAAGCCCGCUUGCUAUCAACGCCCUGCAACGUCUCCUCGCUGCUCCAGCUACCGCAACCGCCGUCCGCGUCGUCCACCUCAGCCGUCCCUCCAUCCUCGCUCGCCCGUCCUUUUUCCAGUCAUGUCCGAAAUUCGUAGGAAGCUUGUCAUUGUGGGUGAUGGUGCCUGCGGAAAGACCUGUUUGCUUAUUGUCUUCUCGAAAGGGACGUUCCCAGAGGUCUACGUGCCCACCGUCUUCGAGAACUACGUUGCCGAUGUGGAGGUCGAUGGAAAACACGUCGAGCUCGCGUUGUGGGAUACGGCGGGCCAGGAGGAUUAUGAUCGUCUCAGGCCGCUCAGCUAUCCCGACUCCCACGUCAUCCUCAUCUGUUUCGCUGUAGACUCACCUGACUCGCUGGACAACGUGCAGGAGAAGUGGAUUUCCGAGGUUAUGCACUUCUGUGCUGGCCUCCCCAUCAUUCUCGUCGGCUGCAAGAAGGAUCUGCGACGUGACCCGCGAGUCAUUGAGGAACUCAGGAAGACGAAUCAGCGGCCUGUUACUCCCGAGGAGGGUAUGGCGGUGCAGCAGAAGAUUGGUGCCAAGCACUAUCUGGAAUGCUCAGCGAAGACUGGCGAGGGUGUCCGCGAGGUGUUCCAGUACGCCACCCGUGCUGCGCUUCUGAGCCGGCCCAAGGGCAGCAAGAAGCACCACUGCGUCGUUCUCUAAACUGCGCGCGGACACUUCACUUACUGCUUGCUCCGGGCUGGUCGAGUACGGGCUGAGCGAGCUUGUCAUUCUUCAUACCCCUCGUGCCGUUCAUGACUACUACUAUCUUCUGCAAUGACUGUCAUACACCUCAUCUUUCCGCGUAUUACAUUGGUUUUCGGUCACACCGUUUGCCUGGCGGCUGCUGUCAUCCGAUCCUGUUGCCCCUCAACGACCUUCAAUUACGGUUUCCUCUUUUCUCAUCAUCAUCUGUUCGCAUGUAAGUAACGAGCGCGGCCAUUUAUGAGUCUUCGUAAUAUGGAGGGACGGUCUGUCAUUGCA
This is a messenger RNA of Rhodofomes roseus, 1036 nucleotides long. Its product is annotated as small GTPase-binding protein. Bases 131 to 715 code for a protein of 194 amino acids. The record is from RefSeq and is a predicted model, not a curated record. Gene Ontology annotation, molecular function: GTPase activity; GTP binding. Gene Ontology annotation, biological process: small GTPase-mediated signal transduction. The transcript is spliced from 5 exons. Lineage: Eukaryota; Fungi; Basidiomycota; Agaricomycetes; Polyporales; Fomitopsidaceae.